AUGUCGAAAGCUCACCCCCCAGAAUUGAAAAAGUUCAUGGACAAGAAGUUGUCAAUUAAACUGAACGCUGGUCGCGCAGUGACCGGUGUUCUACGAGGUUUUGAUCCUUUCAUGAAUCUAGUAUUGGAUGAAUCGGUUGAAGAAUGCAAAGAUGGUCAGCGAAACAACAUAGGCAUGGUGGUGAUCCGAGGAAAUAGCAUUGUAAUGUUGGAAUCGUUAGAUAGAAUAUAA
Molecule: messenger RNA, 231 nt
Organism: Spodoptera littoralis (African cotton leafworm)
Lineage: Eukaryota; Metazoa; Arthropoda; Insecta; Lepidoptera; Noctuidae
Source: the annotation of a GenBank genome assembly